AUGCUCACCGACUACUGGCUUCUCGCCGAUCUGGACGGGACGCUCGUUGCCACGCCCCACAAGGCAAACGGCCUCUAUCUCCCUAUCACGCAAAGUCCCUGCUUUGAGCCUCUCAAGCAGUGGCUAAGCAGCGGCGGCAACCUAUGCAUCAUCACGACAGCGGAUCUCCGGGCGUUUAACCAGGUAUACCACCCACUGAAGGCGUUUCUGAAGACGUAUCAGGAGUACGUCAAUGAGGCUGCCGCAGCAGGAACCCCGCUAAAGACGGUUGAUGGGACGGUGGCGCAGCCUCCGCGCCGCGGCUGCCUUCUCUUAUCCCUCUACACCGGCGCUGUUCUGUACUGGUGCACGUCCGACUCAAUCAUCAUGCUUCCUGAGUACACGAGCGCUGUGCACUGUGCCACGCGCGAAUCCGUCGAGCUGGCAGAUACCUACCACGUGCGCAUGUCCCACGCCACACUGUUGGUGGACGGCAGCGAUAAUCAGCUGCGUGCGCAGCCGGAGAUGUACGUGCAUGGCACUUGCAUCGACGUCGAGACCACCCGCCUCCUGCAGACGCAGAUUGAGUCGCUUUAUCUGGAUUACGUGCGUGAUGUGCUCUCCGGCACGGACCUGGUCGUGCGUAAGGCAGUGAAGUGGCUUUCGCGGCGGUACCAGUGCAUGUGGGGCGGCCUGCUGCAGUACCUCGAGCUUAUCUACAACGUUGUGGUACACCAGAACACCACGUCGCUACUAGAGCUGAGCAUGAACACUGAGCAGACGCUCUUGGCACUGGAGCAGGAGUCUCCAGCGGACCCGGUUGCUGUGGAGUGGAAGAUGAGCUACUUGCGCUCGCGACGGGGCUUCUUGACCGCAGUCGGUAUUCUCCGAAUCGAGUACGUGGAGUCACAUGUGUGGUUCGCCGAGGGCAAGAAAGGCACGCUGCACCGUGAGCCGAGCCAGAAUAUCCAGACUCAGACAAGGGAUGCAGAGCGUGCGCAGCUUGUCUCCUACGUGGCGCAGGUGCUGCUGGCUGAUUUUCCCGCCACUGUGGCGUCGAGGCUGGCAGCUGCGACAGCAACGAUGGCGAGCUUCCUAGUGGACCUCCUGGGUCCCAGCGUGAGAACUCUUCCGCCGCAGAUGCGCGAGGCAAAGCUCCCCACGACAGAGCCGGAAUCACCGCCCCUCUUCAGCACCUCGACUGCGCCGCCAGGAGACGCGGCCAUCGUUGCGCAGGUAAUUCUACUCGGUCUGCCACUAAGUCUCUUCUCCAAGUACUUCCGCUCUCAUGUGGAGGCGAUGGUACGCGGUGGUGUGAACGCCAUACCACAGCCCAACAGCAUCGUCUUCUCCAAGAUGGGCGUAAGUAAGUCGACAGCAUUGCGCUAUCUACUAGGCAAAGACCGCGUUGCUUCUGUAGAGAAGGACUGGCAGCUGCGCUCAACUGAAGUCACAUCGAGCCCCACCACGGGUCCAGCAAGUCGAGCGGCCAACUUCGUCGGGUGCUUACAGAGGUAUCACGGUAUUGCAAUGGGUGACAACCCGCAAUCGAGCGACUUCGAGCUGACAGUGUUUCGAGAUCUGCCGUUUCUCUCUGUCGAGAAGGAGUCCCAGCGGGUGGAGCGGCAACGGCGCAUUCUCCGACGUUUGAGGCGUACACAGCUCAUUGAGGCCCGCGGUGGUCAGCCAUUGAUGCCAGAUGGCAGUCGGGCGCCAUCCUACGCAGAGCUCGUCAGCAGCUUGCGUCGCAGUGGACCCAUGAUGGACGAUCGCCUUUUUGGAAACAUCAACUACGUUGGUGGCGAGGAGGAGGGCACAGCGCUCUUUCUUGCCGCGCUGCUCCACUACGCAACGGCGAAGACGAAGAACGGACAGGGGAAGAUGACCACUGUGGAGUUCCGCGAUGCAGUCCAAAUGGCUCAAGCGACAAGUCGAGAUCAGGUGAUGUUGCGCCUACCUCUUGCGAAGCUCUAG
This is a messenger RNA of Leishmania braziliensis MHOM/BR/75/M2904, 1953 nucleotides long. RefSeq lists its product as hypothetical. NCBI's taxonomy places the organism in Eukaryota, Euglenozoa, Kinetoplastea, Trypanosomatida, Trypanosomatidae. Bases 1 to 1953 code for a protein of 650 amino acids. The transcript has a single exon. The record is from RefSeq and is a predicted model, not a curated record.